This is a messenger RNA of Phyllotreta striolata, 2322 nucleotides long. The record is from the annotation of a GenBank genome assembly. NCBI's taxonomy places the organism in Eukaryota, Metazoa, Arthropoda, Insecta, Coleoptera, Chrysomelidae.
AUGGAAUCCGAGACGCCCUUGGACACUAUAUAUUUUUAUUCCAAAACGGACACUUCUUUGGACGCGAAACCGUCGAAUUUGGACGAUGGAUUAUCGAUGGGAUCCAGCACGGAUUCUUUGACACAAUCCAAGGAAUUAAAGCUGUACCAAAAAGACUCCAAGCCAUCGAAAAAACAGGAUGACGCUGCUUCGCAAAUUUCCAUUAAAGAGUUCUUGAACUUCCUGAAAGUCGCUUAUCAGGUUCAAGAUAGCAUUGAAAACGUUCUCACCGCAAACGGCAUGACCGAGGCCGUCGAAUGGCUGAAAAGAAAAGAAACCCUGCUUUUGUUGAACCAAAACAGCAUCAGUAUACAAACCUUGCCCGAUAUAGUCCAGGAAAAACCACCUGAAGAAAAAAAAGAGAUCGUGAUAAAACGAAAAAGCGCCUCUUCGAUUGCUACUAACAACAUAUGCGAUGCUGAGCCUUUGAAAAGGAGAUUAAGCGACAUCGUAUCUGAAGGAUUGCUCGAUUCUGUGAUUCCUUAUUUAGUGCAAUCGACGCCAUCGAAGACCAAAAGCCUCGCUUCUAUCAAACUAAACGGUACUGAAAAACUGUCUUCUGCUUCAACCAAUUCUGUAGUUCAAAACGAAAAAUUGGCAAAGAAAAGGGCAAGCGAACCGGACAUAAAAAACAUCGCCAUUAAAUCGCAGUCCGAGAUAGAGAUUCACGUUUGCGAUGAAGUGAAAAACGCCAAGAAGACGUUCUAUUGCAACCAAUCUUUGCUCGUUAGCAAAAUGGGGUAUUUCGCGGAAGUAACGCAAGGUCAGCGUUUGGAAGACAUGGAUAUAUCGGUGCAUUGCGACAUCGGCAUAUUCGAAUGGCUGAUGGAAUGGGUGAGGAAAGACACCUUGCAGGAAUCGGAUUGGCCCAAAUUGGAUUGCCAGCUAGUCGUCCCCAUUCUAGUUUCUGCAGCUUUUCUACAAAUGGAACCUUUGCUGGACGAUUGCCUGCGAUUUUGCCAUGAGCACAUGACCGAAAUUUUGAGAACCACUACGAAUCUAUCCUGUCUAAACGACGCUAUAGUUACAAGAUUGGCCGCGAUGUAUACAAACGUCGAAAUCGAAGCCAUCAAAGACAAAAAGGACAAGAUUCAAUCCCGCUUAUUUACGAAGCUGAUCCAAUCGCUGGCGGAGCCCGAGCCGGAGAUCAUCAGGGGCCAUUGGUGCUCCUUAGCGAGAGUGUUCAAAUGCGAGAAAUGCCAAUUGCUCAUCACGCCUAAAGUCGCUUCGAUGAUUCCUUGCCUACCGCAGUGCAUGAGACUGCAACCUGACGGAUCUAUUCUCAGUUUGCACGUAAAAGAUCCGAAUUGGAACAUCAGCGCUUACAUCCUGAAACUGUACAAGAAACUGAAAACGUGGCGCAAAGUGUACUGGCGGCUGUGGGGCGACGCUCAUUUCCUCUUUUGCAACGUGUGCAAGCGGUACUUCCCCGCCAAUCAGAUCGGCUGGUGUCGAUUCCAUCCGGACGCGGCGCAAUUCUUCACGAUAGACGCCCAAAGGGCGCACCUGCCGAUCGGAAGGUACCCGUGUUGCGGGGAAAGGGCCUACAAAUUUCAGUUGCUCGAAAACUUUAACGGCUGCCAUUUCAGACAGCACUUGGUUUACAAUGAGGACGUAAAAGAUUCCGCGAUAUUUUCCAUGUUGGAGACGUACAAGCAUUUAAUAGAAGAGGAGCCUCCCCAACUUCUGUUUCCCGAGAAAUUGACCAGAUUAGUGGCGAGGGAUCCGAAUUCGACAGAUAAGAAAUUCGUGUGUAAAGAAGUAUUUUGGUGGGAUGGUAUAGAAAUCAUACCGCCUCGACCGAAGCUCGGUUUGUUAGGGAAUUUCAGUAAUCGAAACGCUGACGAAUGCCCCAAUUCCGAGGAAAGUUCAGAAGAAUUGACCGAAGAGGAAUCGCCUUCGUCGAUAUCGUCCGGAUCUGAAGGGAGCGCUGAGAGCAAUCCUCGACCGAGAAGGAAGCUUAUCAAAAGGCGCAAGCAAAAGAGGAAAUUGGGAACGAGUUUGUGGCAACACAAUUUAUCGGCGAGGAGCAAUCAGGAUAUCCAACGUGCUUAUGAAGAAAAAACUCUUAGAGAAAUCACGGAAUUUCUGAAUAAAAACGCUAGUAACGAAAAUUUAAGCAGAGGUAAAAGCGUUUCUAAAAAUUUAACGCCCGUAGGGGGUGUAUGGGUGAGAUUGGAGGCCGAAUGGCGCGAGAAUGCAACACAUAUGAAAAAUAUGGCAAAGCAACAACCGCCUACGCCGAUAUGUCAAUCGAAAUAUAACAGAUUUAAACCAAAAUAA